AUGCGAGGGAUGAGCCCAGACCAGAAGUACUACCUCCUUUCUGGGAGGGGCGAACUCUCACCAAGCCAACGGAUCAAUUACACAAACGCGGUGCUGUGUUUACAAAACCUGCCGAACCAGGUUCCCACGGCAGACUAUCCGGGCGUUCGGAGCCGCUUUGAUGACUUUGUGGCAACCCACAUCAAUUACACUCUGCAUACUCACUACAGCGAUACUGGAACUGGCCACUGUGGGCAGGCAACCUUGCCACAAGCCCACUCUUCGAUGGCAGUGAGACAUCCAUCUCCGGUGAUGGAGAAUACAACCCAGGCGAACAAAACAUGUCUGGCGGGAACAUCACUCUACUCCGAGGCUCGGGGGGGAGGCUGUGCCAAGAGCGGGCCCUUUAAAGACAUGAAAGUGCAUAUGGGCCCAUUCCCAGGCUCUUUGACUUCCCUCACAGAGAUCCCGGCUCCACGCUUCGAAUACAACCCACGCUGUUUGAAUCGUAGUCUCAACGAUUUCGUCUCCAGCCGGUACACCAAUUCCACCCUUGUUUCCACUCUCAUGAAGACCAGCAAGAUUGCCGAUUUUCAAAUGGUCCUUGACCAUUGGCCACCUCGAGAGGACGGAGUCCUCGGCCUUCAUGGCGGAGGCCACUUUAGUAUCGGAUCAACAAUGCAAGAUCUAUUCGGAUCGAGUCAGGAUCCUGCCUUUUUCCUGCAUCAUUCACAGAUCGAUCGAUUGUGGGCGAAGUGGCAAGAUGUGGACGCGAACCGGCGGAAUGCGUUGAACGGGACGAGUACCAUCUUGAAUCCGCCGAGCGCGGACCCCGUGACUUUGGAAACAAUAAUGGACUUUGGGUAUUUAGAUUCCCCCCGACCGGUUCAUGAGGUCAUGAGUCCCUUGGCCAAUGGGUUUUCUUAUGUGUAUACUUAA
Molecule: messenger RNA, 918 nt
Organism: Penicillium maclennaniae
Lineage: Eukaryota; Fungi; Ascomycota; Eurotiomycetes; Eurotiales; Aspergillaceae
Product: tyrosinase family protein
Exons: 4
Coding region: 1-918 (305 amino acids)
Molecular function (GO): oxidoreductase activity
Source: RefSeq, a predicted model, not a curated record